Pieris macdunnoughi is the source of this 1728-nucleotide messenger RNA. Lineage: Eukaryota; Metazoa; Arthropoda; Insecta; Lepidoptera; Pieridae. The record is from the annotation of a GenBank genome assembly.
AUGUUGGUGCUCUUCGAAACCCCGGCGGGGUACGCUAUUUUUAAGUUGUUGGAUGAGUCAAAAUUAUCUGAAAUUGAUAAUGUAUAUCAAGAAUUUAACACACCAGAGGGAGCAGCAUCAGUCGUUAAAUUAAAGAACUUUAUAAAAUUUGAAGACACCACUGAAGCUCUUGCAGCAACAACUGCAGCAAUUGAAGGAAAGCUUUCUAAGACAUUAAAGAAGGCCCUAAAAAAAUAUGUCUCUAAAGAUAUUCAAGAACAACUUCUGGUGGGUGAUGCUAAGUUGGGUAAUGCAAUUAGAGAGAAAUUUGACUUACAAUGUGUUUCAAAUAGCAAUGUACAAGAGUUGAUGAGAUGUAUUAGAUCUCAAAUGGAUAGUCUUCUUACUGGCUUGCCUAAGAAAGAGAUGACAGCUAUGGCUCUUGGAUUAGCACAUUCCCUAUCAAGAUAUAAACUGAAAUUCUCUCCAGACAAAAUUGAUACUAUGAUUGUGCAAGCACAAUGCUUGCUUGAUGAUUUGGAUAAGGAAUUAAACAAUUAUGUAAUGAGAUGCCGUGAGUGGUAUGGUUGGCAUUUUCCUGAGCUUGGAAAAAUUAUAACAGAUAAUACAUUAUUUGUAAAAAUUGUGAAAUUGAUGGGUACUCGUGACAAUGCUUCAGGAACUGAUUUGUCAGAUAUUCUUCCAGAGGACUUAGAGGAGAAAGUGAAAGAAGCUGCUGAGAUUUCUAUGGGCACAGAAAUAUCUGAUGAUGAUAUUGUCAAUAUCCAGAACUUGUGUGAUGAAAUCAUAAAUAUUACAGAUUAUAGGACUCAUUUAACUGACUAUUUGAAGGCUAGAAUGAUGGCUAUGGCACCGAAUUUAACAGUGUUGAUUGGGGAACAUAUUGGAGCUAGGUUAAUUGCUCAUGCAGGUUCCUUAAUGAAUUUAGCUAAACACCCAGCUUCAACUAUACAGAUUUUUGGUGCUGAAAAGGCACUUUUCAGAGCACUUAAGACUAAGAAAGAUACUCCAAAGUAUGGGCUCAUAUAUCAUGCGCAGUUAGUUGGCCAAUGUAGUACAAAGAACAAGGGCAAAAUGUCUCGAAUGUUGGCUGCAAAGGCAGCACUAGUAACACGUGUUGAUGCAUUUGGUGAUGAUGUGUCUUUUGAACUUGGUGCUGAACAUAAAGUAAAGCUAGAGAACAAACUUAGGCUGUUAGAGGAAGGCAACAUAAAAAGAAUCAGUGGGACAGCUAAAGCCAAAAGCAAAUUUGAAAAAUAUCAUAGUAAAAGUGAGGUGCAUCAUUAUCCGACUGCGGGAGACAGCACCUUAGGACAGAAACCUGUUAAGAGAGAACACUCACCAGAUAAACAAGUCUCUACCAAAAAGAUCAAGCUGGAAGAUGGUGCUGAGGAGGUCACACCGAAGAAAAAAGUUAAAGAAGAAUCCACCGAUGAUGUAGACGGUCAGUUGAAUGGAUCAGUCUCAGAGAAGAAGAAAAAGAAGAAAAAGCAAUCCCUUACAUCUGAUGUAAAAGAGGAACCAGAAGUUAAAGAUGAAAUGGAUAUAGCAGAAGAGAAGACACCAAAAAGCGAAAAGAAGAAAAAGAAAAAGCAAUCUCUUGUCUCAGAAGUAAAGGAGGAUCCAGACACGGAAGUUAAAGAAGAGAUGGAUGUAACAGAGCAGAAAACACCUAAAAGCGAAAAGAAGAAAAAGAAGAAGAAGCAGUCAAUGUCUGAAGAUGCCUAA